CCUGUGCUGAUCGAUACUGGGGUUAGACUUGUAUGAAGAGGUGUAACAAUAAUUGUGGAGGAACGACAUGUGAUAAACAAACAGGAAGUUGCCGUUGUUGUGCUGAUGGUUACUGGGGUCAGAAUUGCGAAUUGAGAUGUGGCCAUUGCAGUGAAAGUUCUUGUGAUAAACAUAAUGGAACUUGUCAGUGUCAGACUGGAUGGGCUCCACCGAGAUGUAUAUUGUGUGCUGAUUUCUGGUAUGGUGAAAACUGCAACACGACAUGCAACUGUAGAGACAGGACUGAAAUUUGUAACAAGAAAGGAGGGCAAUGUACCUCUUGUCCAGAUGGAUGGACUGGUUCAGCGUGCGAUGAAUGUAUUGUUGGAAAAUAUGGAGACAACUGUAAUCAGACUUGUGGUAACUGCAAAGACAAACAAUGUGAUCGUCUGACUGGAUCUUGUCUUGGUGGAUGUGUUGUUGGGUUUACCAAACCGGAGACUGGCUGUGCAGAAAAACUUACAUCAGAUACACAAGAUAACAAGGAUACUGGUGUCACGGUCACCGCCCUGGCCAUUGUAGCAGUAGUGUCCAUAGCUGUAUAUAUUGUGCUCACCGGUAUGCUUGUUUGGUAUAUUAGACACCUAAAAGCGAAACUUAGACAGGGUGAACGAGACAGUUCUAAAGGGAAAGCGAACCAUGCAAAUGAUGAAGAUUACGAAAAUAGGGGAGCACAAAACAUUGAUACCAGUAAUGAAGCUGAUAUUGUGACUAACACAGGAGAGCCUUCUCGACAGGGGAGCCAGAGUACAACAUCUCAGUCACGUGAUCAGAAUCCACAAGAUCGUGAUAACGAGCGUGGUUACGUUAAUGCUGAGCAAGAUAUUUAAAUGAAUGAAUAUGAAAAACUUGAUACGUCUGCAGAUACCACUUCACAUAAUGUUUAUGAAAAAAUAACUGGUAUAUAAUGCCAGUAUAUUCUCGUUUAGCAAAUCUGUUCACAACAUUUAGCUGUACAUUUGCACCUAAUGUUGGCCUGGCUACAAGCAAUUAUAUACUAUUAUAUAAGUACUUAUAUACACUAUUGCAUACACGUGCAUUUAGAUAUGUAAUGUUGAUAAUUCUUAGUUAUUUUGAAGAACAUGUACACGAGUAAGUGUGACACUGGGGUUUUAAUAUUUCAUGGUAUGGCAUGAGCAAUAUGUUUUCUAACAAUAUUGUCAAUAUUGUAAAAUCAGUACAUCAUUCGGCGAACUUUUGUAAAAUAGCAUACCAAUCACCUUUCUAUCAGAAUGAUGUUGAUAAAAUCUGGUUUAAUCUGGAAGCUAUAUUGUCAUUUCUAUUAGCUUUAUGCGUUAAUGAUCUACACAGCAUUAUGGAAUAUUAGAGACAAGCUGUAUGAAUUAAAUAUCAUGUUUACUUAUGUAAGUGCUCCUAUUAUCUAAGAGUGUUUGAAUUAUGAAACGUGAUGGACAAACUCAAUGAAACCGAAAACAAAUGUGCGAAGAAAAAAGAGUAAUGUGACACAUAACGUGAAGAAUUCGUAUGCAGAUGAAGCAUGUGUUUUAUCAGGAAAAUAUAUAUAGAGAAAAUAUGCAACUGCUAUACGUUAGGUGGCCUUCGUUUCAUCGUUCUUUUCUGGGGGUUUUCUGGAUUUUUUUAUUUUUUUUUUUUUUUUUUUGCAUUUUCCAUAGUUUGACCCCCAAUAGCCGUUGCAUUUUCCGUGCUGGGUUGUCGUUAAACAUCUAUUGUGAUCUAUUCUGAUCAAUUGUUCCAUCUCUUAUAUUAUACUAAGUGGUGAAAUAAUCGUACGUCUAUACACCAACGUAAAAAAGGUUCAAAAUGUGUAACAGACCAGGUGUUAGUCCAGGGAGUUAUGUCAAUUUGCUUCUUAUUUUCUUCUUUUUUUUUUCUUUUUUUGCUUAUGUAUUUCGUAUUAUUCUUAAAACUAUCCGUAAUUAGAAAUAUAUUGGUAGCAUUUGUUUCGGUCAUUUGAUCAUGGCAGUGAUCUUAAAAUUCAAAAUAGCCAUCAUUUUAGGAUAAUUUACAUAUAGUUUUAUUCCCUGUUAACAUAGACACAGAAUAUGUGUAUAUUAGCAUUUUUGAAGUCAAUGAACUAGCUCAGAACAUUUUGUUUAGCCAUUUGGACAUACCUGCCAUCUUGAAAUUCAAAAUAUCCGUCAAUUAAAUAUAUUUUUAAAUAUCUUUCCUCUCAAUUGACCCACAACAACAAUUUGGAUAUAUCUUUACAUUUAUGAGCUCAGUGAAUGCAUUUGUACAAAAGGAAAAUUGUUGUCUGACAUAGGCAGUCAUCUUGAAAUUCAAAAUGGCCACCAGUUUAAUAUAUUUUUUCCAAUUGCCUCAACUCCUGAUUAACAUAGAAACACAAUAGUAUUUGUCUAUAUACAUUUCUGUAGUCAUGAAUUUAUUGGUGACAUUUUUAUAGUCCUCCAAUCACGACCAUCAUCUUGAGAUUCCAAAUUGGCACCAUUUAAGUGUAUUUUUCAUAUAUCUUAACUAUCGGAUGACGUAGAAGCAAAAUAUAUUGUUCUAUGUACAUUUGUAGGGACAAUGAAUUAAUUGGUGACAUUUGUAUAACUAUCUUCUAGUCAUGGCGACCACCUUGUAAUUUACAUUGGCAGCCAUAUAGAAAUUCAAAAUGACCAAAUAAGUUUCCUCUUUGUCCAUGUACAUUUUACAUGACAUAAUUAAAAUAUUCCAUUACUAAGGAUGUUCAUGUUUUAGAUAUUAAACUAAUGAAAUAGAGGAAUUUACCAAUUGUAAACAGUAAUUCACAAUUGGACAAUUGCUACGUUUGUAUACAAAGUGGCUACAACAUUUAGUAUGUGGCUAAUAAAAUGUUGUUUAAA
This is a messenger RNA of Gigantopelta aegis, 2849 nucleotides long. Its product is annotated as multiple epidermal growth factor-like domains protein 11. NCBI's taxonomy places the organism in Eukaryota, Metazoa, Mollusca, Gastropoda, Neomphalida, Peltospiridae. Gene Ontology annotation, molecular function: scavenger receptor activity. The coding region runs from base 33 to 869 and encodes 278 amino acids. The transcript is spliced from 6 exons. The record is from RefSeq and is a predicted model, not a curated record.